Paramecium octaurelia is the source of this 1073-nucleotide messenger RNA. NCBI's taxonomy places the organism in Eukaryota, Ciliophora, Oligohymenophorea, Peniculida, Parameciidae. The record is from the annotation of a GenBank genome assembly.
AUGAUAUCGACAUUUGAAGGAAUUCUCAAAAGAAUAAAAUAAUCUCUUUUAAUAUUUAAAGAAAGGGUUAGAGCCUAAUCAAACUCAAGAUCAAGUUAAUAAAAAAUGUAUUAAAAAUUUAAAUAACAAAAGAAUGUUGAAAAAAGAGUUAAAGAAAAUAAGAUUAAAUAAGAGAAAAAAAUUGAUCUCACAUAAUUCAAGGAAAAAAAAAAAUAAAAAAAAUUUAGGUCGAAUUCAUAUAUUAGAAGAAGCAGUGGAAUAUAAUGAUUCAACAAUUUAGUAAAAUUCAGAAGAUUCAGAAUAUUAUUAUGACAUAAAAAUUAAUUUCGACGAUGUUUUCUAAAAUUUGAGAAAUAGUUUCGAAAAGCUUUACAGAAUAAAAAAUUCUUUGUAAAAAUAGUAUUCAGAAAAAAAAAAUAAUUUAGAAGAUUCUAGAUAGUAUUUUAAUAAAGGUAUAUUUCUAAAUAAAUGAUAUUUAAGCUAAUAGUCUAUCAAAAAUGAACAGAUUUGAAGAAGCUUUGUAAGAUUAUGAUUCAGCAAUUUAGAAAAACCCAGAAAAUUUUGACUUUUAUAAGGGCAAAGGUACAAUUAACUAUUGAUGAUUUCAUAGCUAUUACAUUAGAUAAAAUGAAUAGAUUUGAGGAAGCUUUGGAAAAUUAUGAUUCAGCAAUUUAGAAAAACCCAGAAAAUGCUGACUUGUUUAAAUGCAAAGGUACAAUUAACUAUUGAUGAUUUCAUAGCUAUUACAUUAGAUAAAAUGAAUAGAUUUGAGGAAGCUUUGGAAAAUUAUGACUCAGCAAUAUAAAAAAAUCCAAAAGAUUCUGACUAUUAUUAUAAUAAAGGUAUAAAUCAUUAUGGAUGAUAUUUUAGCUAUUACAUUAGAUAAAAUGAACAGACUAGAAGAAGCUUUGGACAAUUAUGACUCAGCAAUAUAAAAGCAUCCAGAUAAUUCUGAAUAUUAUAAUUGCAAAGGUAUAAUUCAAAAUGGAUGAUAAUUUAGCUGAUACAUUAGAUAAAAUGAACAGACUAGAAGAAGCUUUGGACAAUUAUGACUCAGCAAUAUAAAAAAAUCC